AUGGGGUGUAAAUCUAGCAAAGCUUUCAAAGAGAAAGAGCCCACUUUUGACAUUGAUGCCAAAGCCCCCGGUGUCGUUAAUACUUUUAAGGAUGACGUGCCGCCCAGCCAGGAUAAAAGGCCUCCUCGAACCACUGCUUCCAAACCUGUGCCACCGAGUACACAAUACAGAGGAGCCCAGUCUGAUACGAAUGCCUACUUGGUUUCUGGAACUAAUCCUGCGAUGAAUCCAAUUUAUUUCCCUACUCCGGUCGUUGACCCUGCCCCCUCCCAUAGUGGAGGGUGCCACAGUGGAGAUGGCCAUGCUAACGGAGGAUACAGUGGAGGGAGUAAUAGCGGAGGUGGAGGGUAUAGCGGUGGGUGUGACAGUGGUGGGGGAUACAGCGGCGGAGGAUACAGCGGUGGAUGUGAUAGUGGUGGUGGUUUCAGUUCAUCGAGUUUCUGA
Rhizoctonia solani is the source of this 444-nucleotide messenger RNA. RefSeq lists its product as uncharacterized. The coding region runs from base 1 to 444 and encodes 147 amino acids. The transcript has a single exon. The record is from RefSeq and is a predicted model, not a curated record. Lineage: Eukaryota; Fungi; Basidiomycota; Agaricomycetes; Cantharellales; Ceratobasidiaceae.